CAAUAAAAUUGAAAAAACCGAAAAUAAAAUUGAGAAAAACUCAUCCCAAAAACAUGGAAACUGUGGAUAAGAAACCAAAAGAUUUAAAAGACGAAGUGCCAGCAGCAGACGACACAGAAAAGGUUACCAAAAGUGAAAGUUUCAAUGAGCCAGCAAGUUCCGAAGAAAUUGAGGAGCCUGCUAGCAAACGCACGAAAUUGUCUGAUGUUGGGGAAGAGGCAGCAGCAGAGAAAAGUGAAAAGACGAUAACAACCUCAACGGCGGCAGAUGAAUCACAACAGGAUGAUUUGGUUACGUCCACUGUGGGUCUGAGACGUUUUAAACGCAUUCCCAUAUUUAUUGUAGACUAUCACAAUGAUGUGUUGGAAUUUAUUUAUCGCUGUUUGGCCAGCAGACAUUUGCCCUUGGAAAAUAAUACUCUGCUGCAUUUUGAUUCACACCCCGAUAUGGUAAUCUCACGUGAAAUACCAGCCAGUGCUGCCUAUGACAAAGAGACCAUGCUGGCAGAAUUGAGUAUAGAGAAUUGGAUUAUGCCGGCCUGUUAUGCUGGACACUUUAAUCGUGUUGUCUGGGUGAAAAACUCUUGGUGCAAUCAAAUGCCAGUGGGCAAGUAUAAUUUUAAAGUUGGUCAUAAAGAGGAUAAAAUAAGUGUGGACUGUUGUUUGGACUAUUUUAUAUCGGAGGGAAAUUACUGUCAAACCACUGAGUUGGAACAGGCCCGUGACUUGGAGCUGCAAGUGGUAAAUGCCGAUACCGAGAAAGUGCCCAAUCCUAAAGAACUUUUAGCAGCUGAAGAUGCCUCUAACUAUAUAUUGGACAUAGAUUUAGAUUUCUUUAGCACUUCCAAUCCAUUUUUGGAAAUCUAUAAAGAUGCCAAUUGCUAUAUGCAGCUUAGCGACAUAUUCCAUUUUGAAAGUGCCACAGAGGCAAAUGUUAUCGGCACUACGGAAAAGAGAAAACUACAAUUGGAAGCUUUAAAGGGUAUUUUUGAAUACUUGGAGGAAAAAAGAACCUUUGAGGGCAUAGAAAAACCCGAUACUGACAUAGUAUCACAGGAAGUUUUUGAGAAAAUUGAAAAACUGGCAGACUCUUUGCAGAAAGUUUACGCAGACGAUGAAAUCGAUUGGUUACUGAUAUUUGAUUCUGGCAGCACUACUGACACUAAUGGCCUUCCCCAUCAUAUUAGCAGCGAAGUUGAGCUAAAUUUAUACUACGCACAAUUCAAAGAGUUCCUUAAAAACUUACCCCAUCCUCCGCUUUUAGUAACAAUGGCCUGUUCGGCCGAAGAUGACUACUGUCCCCGUAAUCAGGUGUCCUCUAUACAGGAAAAAGUUGUGGAAAUUCUUCAAGAAGUAUUUGGAGAUAAAAUACACGAGAAACCCAUAUUACAUUACAUGGACGAUGAAUGGGAUGUCAUGAAGUUGUAAAGGUGCUAGAGAAGAAUGAGAAAGAAGCUGGUGCUUGAUAGUAAUGAUGGAACGAAACAAGAAGAUGGAACGUUUAGAAGAAGGAGUAUUUAUACUUGUAGUGUUUUUCUUUUUUAAAUUAGUACUUAUUUUAAGUUAUAAAAUUUAUAAAAUUUUAUGCAAUUACGUACAUACAGACAUACAUAUAUAUUUAAACAUAAAAAAGAAAUCAAAUAUAAUUUGAUUGCAAGACAGCUGCAGAGCUAAGAGAAUUAACAA
This is a messenger RNA of Calliphora vicina (urban bluebottle blowfly), 1685 nucleotides long. It is a transcript of the gene MESR6, whose product is annotated as misexpression suppressor of ras 6. The transcript has a single exon. Lineage: Eukaryota; Metazoa; Arthropoda; Insecta; Diptera; Calliphoridae. The record is from RefSeq and is a predicted model, not a curated record. The coding region runs from base 54 to 1427 and encodes 457 amino acids.